AAGAGCAGCUUCCUCCCUCUCAUACUGCCUCGUAUCAUAUCUUUGGUCGUCAGGGGGUCUUCUUGGUUCUUUAAAACUUCUUCUCCAUCUUCUUGAGUCUUGCUGGUGUAGUUGUUGAGAGAUUGGGAGAGAGAGAGAGAGAGAGAGAGAGAGAGAGAGAGAGAGAGAGAGAGAGAGAGAGAGAGAGAGAGCUUGCAGCAAUGGGAUUGGGACGCACCUUGGAGUUCCUGUCUGAGAUGUUUGGGGGUGGUGAAGGCCACGGCUACGACAGGAGGAGGAAGAGGAGGCAGAUGCGGACGGUGGAGCUCAAGGUCGCCAUGGACUGCGAGGGGUGCGAGCGCAAGGUCAAGAACGCACUCUCCCACAUGAAAGGGGUGCGAUCAGUGGACAUCAACAGGAAGCAGCAGAAGGUGACGGUGGUAGGCUACGCGGAGGAGAGCAAGGUGCUGAAGAAGGCGCGGUCCACGGGCAAGAAGGUCGAGAUAUGGCCCUACGUGCCGUACAGCCAAGUCAGCCAGCCCUACGUCGCCGGCACCUAUGACAAGCGGGCCCCGGCCGGCUACGUCAGGAGGGCCGAGCCCGGCUACAGCCAGGUUAGCAGGCAGCACGACGAGCUCACCGACAUGUUCAACGACGAGAACGCAAACUCCUGCUCCAUCAUGUGAAAGAGAAAGCAUAUGGAUAGUGGGUUCCUCUGCAUCUGAAAGUGUUGACUGUACUGCAUGGUGAUGAUGUUUGCAAGUAGAGCUCAAGUAUUGAAGUAUGAAUGUUUGUUUGCGAUGCUGAUUUGCUGAUUAAGUCCACUGUUAGUUAUUCAACUACCAGCUCGCUGACAUGUUCAUCAACGAUAAGAGUGCGAACUCCUGCUCCGUCACGUCAAAGAAAAACACUUUUCCUAUUAAACAGCUAGCUGUUUUACAAUUGGGAAACAGCUACCUUUUUGGCCGUCCGAUGUAUUCACCAAUCUUGGUGCAUCUCUAUCUAGCUUCUACUUUGUGCCCCGUUGAGUCUCCCCGCACUCCCCCGACUUUCCUUUUCAGUGUGAUUUUUGAAAUUUCAUUUUCCUUUCAUUUAUUCUGUCGGAGUCUGCGGGGAGGCGGAGGAAUGGCGGAGUAGGAUUCGGCGAAGCCGCAACUAGCUCGACUGGUGUUGGAGGGGUCGGCGGCUGCAGCGGCGGCGCACCCUGCUUGGCCUGCAUCGGUCUGCACCAGAGCGGGGAGUGCUGCUACGCCGCAGCCGGCGGAAGGUGCAAUGGGGGGAGGUGUUCGGUUCCUCAUGUUCUUCGUCGUCCACCGGGGAAGAGGUCGCCGAUUCGCGAGCGCAGAAGUCCUAGUUCCCGCCAUCGUGAUGGGUAAUUGCUUGUUCCCAUGUCCUCUUGAUUUGUGUUCUCUAAUGGGGGUGGACGGAUCCUAGCACGCCUCUGUCGUCCGUGACUGCUCCGGGGUCACCAGGAGGAGGGAACGCGGAGGAGGGAAACCAGGUAGGCAAGAAAAUGAUGCGAGGACGCGGGUGUUAGGCUGUUGCCUUUUGUGUUUCGCUGCAGGGAUCGCUUGAGAUUGGACUGCUCAGAUGCUAUUGUAGAGAUUUGACCUUCUCUUUUUUGUAGAGCCGCAUCAGCUGUGAGUUGGUUUUGGAGCCGCAUCAGCUGUUGUUGAUGCUUCGCAUGUGUAGUACCUCUGCUUAUGCGUGAUGUAGUGCUCGAUUUAUUGGACGUUUUAGGUAGUGUUUGGUCUAAAUCUGUUCAUCUGGGUUGGAGCUCCUUGCAGAUGAUCUAGGGCAUUUGGGAUAUUGUCGAUUUGUAGUUGGAGAUAGGUAGCUAGAUUUGUUAGUUUGACCUGAAUGUGUUCAUCUGUGCUGAGAGUAGCUGCAGAUAUUUUUGGGCGUUCUGGGGUUAAUUUUGAGAGGAUUAUACAUAUGUAAAUGCUAUACAAUGUUGUAUAUGUUCUAAAUGCAGAGAGAAUAGCUAUAUAAAUUGUUGUGUUUGAUUUCUUUUGUAGAUGCCCAUGUAUUUGGCUAGAUGAAGUUGGGUUGUGAAUUUAGUUUAAGACUGAGUCGUAUUUCUUUGUUCUCUUAUGAGGAAUCCGUAUGAUGUUGGGUUGUUUGUCUCUGCGCUACAACCUGUUCAUUUUUUUGUUUCUGUGUUGUGUCCAUGCCUACUGCACUUUAUUGUUGCUCUUAUGAUCUUGUUUUUCCUUCUCUUGCCACUAGUCCGGUAGAAGGAAACAACAACAAUGGAAAAUCCAGCAGCAAAAGAUUACACGCUGAGUACCAUUUGUAGCAUCUUGUUCAGUAUCUUGUGCAUCAUUAUCUAAAAUUUCUCCACGGCUUGUUCAGUUAUGUUCUUCACCUCCUUUUCUUGGUUUUCAUCAGGCGAUUCAGAUUUAUCUUUCUUGGAUCAUCAUGUUGACCAAUGUCUGCACUCCUUUUAUCCAGGUUCCAAGAAUGAUCAAAAUCAUGGUUAUGUUCUUCAUCUUCUUCGUCAUCUUCUUCAGCAACCUAACAUGAUAACAUUCUCAAAUGCAUGUCAUCAAACAUAGUUGAGCCCCAUGGAUUAUCAUCAGCUUCUUCCAAAGUUCAGAUGCUCGUGUGGAUGCUUGCUCGCUCGCUUGUGUGUAAGGUUGUAGCAGCUCAUCUCCGUCCGUGCAUGAAUCAGAUCAACUUUGGACCUAAGGAUGUAGCUACUCAUCUCCCGUCCAGCAUGGAUCAGGUGCCAACAUCAGUAGCUGCGAAUAUCAUCUAGCUUUGUAUCAGUUGCUUUCAGCAGCCCAUGCACUCCUAGUCUAGGCACAUCCCUAUCCGAUGCUACUUACACCUCUCUGAACGUCGAGAUCCAAUCUGACGUACUGACCUAGUUCCUCAUCUUCGGCGCCUGGUUUUCAGCAGCCAAUGUACUCCUCUUCAAGUUGUUAAGAAGAUCGGGACCAUACCGUUGGGUGUACAGCAUCUCCAAGUGGAAGUAGGGUUUCUUGCGAAAAUUCAUGUCCUUUCUUCUUGUACGGUGUUGUAUUUCUCUUUCGUCCAUUGUUUUGGGGUAGGAUCCUGUCGAUCUGGAUCCUGAGAGGAGCAGCGAAUGGCUGGAGCACGGGAGGUGUUUGCUUGCUGAAGAAGACGGCCGGACAACUGUUUUGGGCCUUGUAGGGUCAUGCACGAGCUGAGUUUUCAUGUUUCGUUUGUAACGUUAAGCUGGUUGCAUUUUUCGUGGGCUGUUUUGCUGGCAUCGGACACAAAAACAGCCUGUAACUCAAAAUCUGUCUGUUUAUGUUAAUGAAACAGACACAUUUUUCAUUAAA
Molecule: messenger RNA, 3290 nt
Organism: Lolium perenne
Lineage: Eukaryota; Viridiplantae; Streptophyta; Magnoliopsida; Poales; Poaceae
Source: RefSeq, a predicted model, not a curated record